Molecule: messenger RNA, 1260 nt
Organism: Xylaria bambusicola
Lineage: Eukaryota; Fungi; Ascomycota; Sordariomycetes; Xylariales; Xylariaceae
Exons: 4
Coding region: 1-1260 (419 amino acids)
Source: RefSeq, a predicted model, not a curated record
AUGGCAUUAGGCCUUUCCACCUCGUUAGCGCGCCCAACGUCCUCGUCGGAAUCGUCGGGGUCGUCGCUGGCUCGUAGGCUGGAUAAGGCUGGGACCGACCAGCCUCGUUUCGUACAGUUGAAACGCAAUCGACCUGACUCCAUUCGCGUUCGCAGUAUGGCCAGGAAUAUUGCGAGGACCCCAAAAGAGUACGAGAGAAAGGGCGAGAGAAAGGACGAGGAGAGUGACACUGAAGACGAGAUUGAAAGUGAUGACGAGAGCGACAGUGAAGACGAGAGGGCAAAUGAAGUAGACAUUGCCGGGACGUUGGACACGCCGAUUGCGCUUAAAGGAGGUAAUAUCAAGCAGGAUGUUACCUUUCCAGCGGCCACCGGGAAAUUUGAAGUUGAGUUUCAGGCAAAGACCGCUAGAACCCUCACAGUUAAAGAGAACAAGACACCUGCCGCAGCACCAGCAGGAUUUAAACUGUUAGAGCCUAGCUCCUUUAUCGUCAACCUAGCUGAGGGAGGAAAUGCGUUAACCCUCGGUCAAAUUGACUUUAUUUUCGACAUUACUAGUGCAGCUCUGAAGGGCGUGGAUCUCAAGACAUCUAGAGUCGGGAAAUUGAACGCGGAGACCAACGUCUUUACCGUUGAUGAUUCUCUGGGCGAGGUUGAGUUCGAAAUUGAUGAGAACGAGACCGUGCUUAAGGUACGGGACCUCAGUGGCGAGUUCGGUAUCUUCGUGCCGGAAGCCGCUAAAGGGGGAGACGACGCUGAAGCUGGCCAGGGGGGCGGUGCUGCAAAGGAAGAGGAUGAAAAGGCCGGGCAGAUCGAAGUCACUGGCUUGUUUGGAUCUGUGAAUAAUGUUGAGGCGAAUGUGUUUACAAACCUUAACUUCGCGGCAAAUGCUGCUGGUUCCCUAGAGGUGGAAUACAACGGCACCAGCCCAACCACAAUUCGAGUCGGGCCGGCGCUCGCGUCCGCACCACCUCCCGCAGGGCACAUCUAUGUGGACCCGCUCACUUUCACGAUUUCAAGCUCGGCCGCAGUGCAACCGGGCGAUACCCUCAAGGUAGACUACAUCUUCACCGAGGGUUUGAAGGCCUCGAUCGACCCAUCAAAGGCAGUUGUGGGCAAGUUCGACGCCGCAACGCAGCAGUUUGUGACUACUGGUCUCGGGGAAUUCGAGUUCGAGGAGGAUGAGAACGAGUGGUCGCUGACGGUUACUGAUCUCAAUGGCCAAUGGGCAUACUUCAUCCCCGAAACCGCUGUGCUUUGA